AUGUUCAAAUUAUUUGCUGUCUGCUUCUUGGCCCUCUUCUCUGUUGCCUUCGGUGCUGCUAAACCCGGGCUUUUGGCUGCUCCAUUGGCUUACUCCGCUCCUUUAUCCGCUGCCCCCGUUGCCGCUGCCUAUGCCGCUCCAGUCGCCGCUGCUUACUCCGCUCCCCUCGCCUACACUGCAGGAUAUGCUGGUUACGUCGCACCCUACGCCAGCAGCCACUCAGCUCACUCGAUUGCCCACUCCGCGGCUUUCCCAGCUGCCUAUGCCGCUGCUCCAGUUGUCGCCGCUCCAGCACCAGUGCUCGCUGCUGCUCCAGUUGUCGCUGUGUUGAAGAAAUAG
This is a messenger RNA of Bactrocera latifrons, 339 nucleotides long. RefSeq names its product cuticle protein 38-like. The record is from RefSeq and is a predicted model, not a curated record. The coding region runs from base 1 to 339 and encodes 112 amino acids. NCBI's taxonomy places the organism in Eukaryota, Metazoa, Arthropoda, Insecta, Diptera, Tephritidae. The transcript has 2 exons.